Messenger RNA from Cajanus cajan (pigeon pea), 1151 nucleotides. RefSeq names its product Ubiquitin-like superfamily protein. Lineage: Eukaryota; Viridiplantae; Streptophyta; Magnoliopsida; Fabales; Fabaceae. Gene Ontology annotation, biological process: mRNA splicing, via spliceosome. Gene Ontology annotation, molecular function: protein binding. The record is from RefSeq and is a predicted model, not a curated record.
CUGCUCUUCGCUUACAUCAAGAUACUCGCACACACGCGCACACAACACGUGUUUCACUCACCCACACCGGGCCGGGUUCGUUUUGGGUCGGACUAUGUUUCCAGCGGCCCAGCCCAUUCUCUGUUGGUUUGGAUCGCCAAGUCCAACCCAUCCAUAAAAUUCUCAAAUUCACGCAACACAACACUCUUCCUUUUUUGCCAAUACUCUUUCUCAGUUCGAUCGUCUUGAAUCGUUACCACUUUUCAGUGAGACAGAGAAAUUAGGAGACAAGAAUAUUUCAACCUGCUAGUUGGUUGCAUUAUGUUAGUUGUUUUUUCAAAAUGUGUAGGCAGUGUUAUUUGGUAAUAAACGAUAGACAUUUUAGUAUUUUAGUUAUGUCUUGGUCCAGGAGAAUAUGUAUUGUUGGAUUUGAAUGCAUUUGCUUAAAUUAAGAUUUAAGAGACAAUGAGACAAGUGGUCCCUUAAUUGUAUUUGGAAAGCUUGAGAGCAGAUAGAUACAUGGAAGAAUAUAACAAGAGCAGCAUGAAGAAGGCAAGGUUGAACUCUUUGCUGACAACCUUGCUAGAUGAUCCUGUACUUUCUGAUGUCCCCAUGAACCCAACUUUGGCAGAUGUUGACACUCUCAUCAGCUUUGAACUGGGUAGUGCGAUGCGCAUUUCUGUCUUGAAAUUGGAUGGAAGUACAUUUGAUGUGACGGUAAUGAAUUCAGCAACAGUCAAGGAUUUGAAACUUGCCAUUGAGAAGAAGGUAAAUGACAUGGAACAAUCCAGCAUGGGUUACCGCCAUAUUUCUUGGAAACACGUAUGGGCAAACUAUUGCUUGUCAUGCCACAACAACAACCUCCUCGGUGAUAAUGAGGCACUUCAAAAUUUUGGUGUGCGAAAUCAUUCUCAGGUUGAAUUUGUCCACUACGUGUCGACAAAAGAGUCUGGGAGGCACUCGAAGAGGAGAAAGCACCGUUUUUUUCAUGGCCUUAACAAGCGUUCCUGAUCAAACGAGCCAAUGGUGUAUAGCAUGUUCUGUAAGACUGAAAUUUCUGUUGGUUUAGAACAGUAGCUACCUUGUGGAGGCCACUAUACACAUUAUUUUGUUUUAUUUUUAAGCAAUUACUAAAAUAUUAUAAAGGUAAUCGAAUGGUUGAACUGAUAUAA